AUGGGAGAACCACAGAUUCUCCAGCGGUGGAAGAACCAUCUACCACACGACAUCGUACUAAACAUCCUGGCUAGACUACCGGUUAAAUCAGUGACAAGAUUCAGGUGCGUUUGCAAAUUCUGGAACUCCUCAAUUACCACUCCUUAUUUCAUCUCCACUCACCUUAAUAACAGCAAAAGUAAUGAUGAUAAUGAUUAUGUCAUACACAUGCCCACGUGGGAAGAUAGAUGCCACAUAGCAACUUGGGAAGGAAGACCAUUAGCCGAUACGGUUGCUCCUUCUGACACAUUAGUCUGUACGGUUGCUUUGGGUCGCACGUUUGAUAGGAUUUCUGAGGUUAGAAUUCCCUUUGAUUUUGAUUCUGAGUUUGCCCAAAUAGUGGACUCUUUUCAACUCGGAUUUGCCUAUCAUUCCGAGAAUGAUGACUACAAGGUUGUCAGGAUUUCACAUUCACAAUUGCGUAUACAUGAGAUUGUGAGUGAGGUGUACACAUUAAGUUCAGAUUCAUGGAAGAAGGUUGUAAUCUCAUUGACAAUCGGGAUUUUCUUCUGGCAUCAGAAUAAUUAUUUGCCAGCCCCAUUGGUUAGUGGAGCUUUGCACUGGGUGGCACAAAAUCGCGGGGUUGGUGGUAGAGUGAUUUUGUCGUUUGACGUCAAUAGUGAGACAUUAAGAAAACUAGCACUGCCCAAAUAUUCUACCCAUGCCAGUCCCUGGAUUGGAUUAUUCAAGGGGAAACUGGCUUUAUCUACCUGGGAGUAUAAUUAUGGAAAUUCUGACUUCCGGUACUGCAUAUGGAUGAUGGAGGAAUAUGGUGUGGUUGAGUCUUGGAAUAAGCUUUUUGUUAUUGGAUCAUUUAAACAGAACAUUCAUUGGAGUGCCUUUACCAUGUAUGGUUCACUUAUACUCUGCUUCGUCAAUCAUCGAGUAGAGAGGACGGGAUUUGAGUUUGUAUUAAUUGACACUGAAACUCUGCAUGAGAAGAAGGAUCCUGAUAUCAGAUAUCCUUCAUAUGUAGCUACUUUCAAGGAGAGCCUUCUUUUACUAGAUGGAGCAAAUGUGGUUUCCUACUAAACAGAUGGUGCUGUGCAUAUAAGAAUGAAGUCAUUAGUGAAUAAUUGGCAGAGAGGUGCAAAAAGGAAGAAUGAGAUGGCUUAGGGCUGGCAUUCUGGGUUGAAAGGUGAAUUGCUGCCUAUAUAUUUAGGUUGUAUUACCAAUAAGGUUCUUGAAUAAAUAUCAGGCAGUGUGGAAGGCUGUUAACAAGUAUAUGGUCGAAUUUUUGGGAUGCAAAUGUAGCUUCUUUGCCU
Quercus robur (English oak) is the source of this 1304-nucleotide messenger RNA. Its product is annotated as putative F-box protein At3g16210. NCBI's taxonomy places the organism in Eukaryota, Viridiplantae, Streptophyta, Magnoliopsida, Fagales, Fagaceae. The transcript is spliced from 3 exons. Bases 1 to 1071 code for a protein of 356 amino acids. The record is from RefSeq and is a predicted model, not a curated record. Gene Ontology annotation, molecular function: protein binding.